Messenger RNA from Dermacentor silvarum, 1120 nucleotides. Its product is annotated as cyclin-J. The transcript has 6 exons. The record is from RefSeq and is a predicted model, not a curated record. NCBI's taxonomy places the organism in Eukaryota, Metazoa, Arthropoda, Arachnida, Ixodida, Ixodidae. Bases 1 to 876 code for a protein of 291 amino acids.
AUGCUAGAUUUAGCUAAAGUGGCAUGCUGGAGGCGCUGGCUGGACAAGGACAUAGGAAAACUCUUUGUGCCACACAAAAAAUGUACGACGAACGACGACGAGGUUGUGGCCUCAGUCACGUUCAUCGAGCGCACGUGCCUCGUUCUCGCGUGCCGUGGUUCCUUGGGCAGCACAGCUAGAACGUCGCCGGGAGGUGCAACACAGGCGCCUACGUCAAGACAGGCUCCUAACCGUGUCGCUAAAACCGAAGAAAAGGACUGUCGCAAUUCUCACAUCAGUGAGGUCAGCAAGCUAAUGGGAAAUGCCUACUGCCCAAGAGACAUUGCACGAGUCGAGCGGGCCAUACUGGAGUUCUUUCAGUGGGAGGUGCAUCAUCCGACAGUGGCCCACUUCUUGGAAUACUUUGCAGUCUUUGCAAUAUUUCCGACAGAUGUACCAUCAUCUCAUGCGACAAUCUCAGAAGAGGUGGAAGAGCUUCGUGCUUCUAUGAGGAAUUACCUGAACUACUUUCUUCAAGCAUCUCUCAAAGACUACACCUUCAUCCAGAUGCCUGCUUCUAUGGUUGCUGCUUCAUGCAUUGUGUGCGCUCGUGCUUGCCUCUGCCUUACUCCAAUUUGGUCAGUGACACUGGAGAAAAUCAGCGACUACACCCUGGAGCAACUUGCUAUUUGCAUCAACCACCUGCUGACGGCAAAAGACAGAGACGACGCUGAAAGUGGUGCUCCAACAGCAAGGCCAGAAGAAGCCAGUGAAGACAUGGAUACCGUAGGCUUUCCACACCACUACGACAUCAUGGCUGCAGAGGAUGCAGAAUCUCGACGUGAAACACGCAGGGCAGCCCAGUGGCCUGUUCAUAGCAGCCAGUGUGAGAUGUGAAGCCCACAGAGAAGCUCCACCUCGUUGCAGCCAGCAUGAGUUCCGGGCUAAUAAUGGAUGCUGCUUGUACACAGUCAUUGCUUUCUGUAUGCAAUAAAGUGCUUACAACCAAGCUUCUGGCUACAAUGCCCACUACUCCUGAAAAAAACACUGCCUGCAGCUUAGGCAUAUACGUAUAUAUUUUCCUGGAUAAGCUCAAGCUUCGUGGCAAAAAAACAUGACUGAGACAUGUUGCAGCCGGCAA